Messenger RNA from Bacillus rossius redtenbacheri, 10995 nucleotides. RefSeq lists its product as uncharacterized. The transcript has 6 exons. NCBI's taxonomy places the organism in Eukaryota, Metazoa, Arthropoda, Insecta, Phasmatodea, Bacillidae. Bases 242 to 973 code for a protein of 243 amino acids. The record is from RefSeq and is a predicted model, not a curated record. Gene Ontology annotation, molecular function: Hsp90 protein binding.
UAAAACCAUCAUGGAAUCCUACAGUAUGUAUUUUGUUGGUGUUGGUCAUAUACAUAUGGAACUUGACCAAGGUUAUGUCAUUAUUGUACUGCGGUUUUUGUGCGUUUUUGUUGUAACUUAUAAAAUGUAAUUUUGUUCGGAUUAAAACGUGACACAUUUUCAAAUUAAUAUAUUCCGUUGCUUUGAUCAUACGGAAUUGUGUUUAUCUACAUAUAUUAUAUUUAUUUGAUAUUUGUUAAAAAUGGAUACAAACGAGGAGGCCCCAACAGUGGAAGAUCUGAAAGCGAAAGGCAAUGAAUGUGUCAAAAAUGGGAAGUUUGUGGAGUCGAUACUGCACUACUCCCAUGCUAUCAAACUUGACCAGUCCAACUAUGUGCUCUACAGCAACCGUUCCCUUUCCUUCUUCAAGAUGGAGCAGUACUAUCUGGCACUGGAAGAUGCAAAGGAAACAGUAAGGCUUAAGCCAGACUGGGCAAAGGGAUACUUUCGCAUGGCAGAAGUUCAGUACGCUGCGGGCCAUUAUGAGGAAGCCCUUCAGUCAUACACCUCGGCCCUGAGGUUGCAAUCGGAUGAUACUGUUAUCAGAAAUGCCAUACUACGGACAACCCAGGAAAUGAAGCAUAAUCACAGAGUGGACGAAAAAGUAUCCUGGCUGGGAGCUGGUGUGGGAAUAAUUGUGAGUGUGGCCCUCGUUUUCGCUGACCGCAUGCUGACGUCUGCUCCCACCAUUACGCAUCCCAUUGUGACUGCACUUCUCAUAAUCUGCGUUGCCAUGCUGGGAUACGCGGCGGCGCGAGCAUACCGCUUCUACAUGAAGACACUGCGACGGUCGCUGCUGGAUCCGCCAGUUGAUUUGCUACCCGGGGAGAAGACCUCUUCAAAGGAGGAACUAAACGAGACAGACAAGGAAGAGAAACAUCAUCGAUACACAAAAGCACAGGCUCGGCAGAGAUUCAAGAAAGGAAAGAGUUAGAACCGGUGAAAUAUUUCUGAACACAUCACUCUUGUCUGUGAUUCAUAUUAUCUCUCCUUUUUCAUAUUUGAUACAAACAAACUGUUGGGUAUUAUCAAAGUCCAUUUUGUGAACUAACUUCCUGUACUAUUGUACUUCAAGUACGACACUCACACAAACAUUUAUAGAAUUAUAGAUUGACAUUCCAUUUUAUUGUUUCUCUGAAAACUUGAUGUAAAAAAAAUAGAAUUUCACUGCCCUUUAUAAGAUGAAUAGACAUUAUUUAUUUAUGAAGUUACCAUUACUAUUGUUGUUUUGAGAAUGUUUAUAUUACGAAGAUGUUACAAACAUUUUUUUAUUUUAAUCCAGUGACUGAAAUAUUGUAAUGGAACUAUAUUUAUUGAAUUAUUUGGCAAGUAGAACUUCUACCAUUUUUGUAGUUGCAUGGAUUGUAAUUUUUUUUAUCGUUAGUUCAUAUAUGAAACACUAUUUUGUUCUGUGCAGUUUGUAUGUGGUAGAUAGAGUGAAAAAAUUCCUUACCCUUUCAUUAUACAGAAUUAAACAACAUUUCUAAUAAUCAUGUACGCAUGUUCAAAGUACUAUUUUUUUUAUUUGGUCAGAUUGUUGAUACCUAAAAUAAAAUUAACGAGUUGACUGUUUUAAAGUUAACUUAUUUAUUUAACUUGGUAUGUGGUGAAAGUGCUGCUCAUAGAUUGUGUUCAUUCGCUGAGCUGCCACAAAGUUUCUGCUCCUCAGUUGUCCAUAUCUAUAUUUUUGUACAUUAGUUUUGAACAUACAUAACACUGAUAGACUUAAUUGGGAGUUUUUUUACAGCUACAUUAACCAGUACUACAGCUGUUAACAUCACACAAUGCAAAAUUAUUGUAAUUUGAUACAGGUUAUCGUGCAGUGUUACGGAAUAGAGAUUUAAUUUAUCACACAGCUGGAAUCACUGAAAUUAGGCAUAUAGAGUAGUGGUGCACCGAUAUGGCUUUACCGAUUACCGAUUCGAUUACCGAUUAUGAGAGCAAUAAUCGGCAGAUACCGAUUCAGUUACCGAUUAUAAUGAAAUAAUUUUUUUAAGUGUAAUAAUGCACACAAAAUUUUUUAUUCACAUGUGAAUUUAAUUACAAGAGUAGGUAGAAUUGAGAAUACAGUUAUAAUAACAGUAUAAAAAUAUAUAAAAUACACUAUUAAGUCAUUGCAAAGAGUAAAUUAAAUUAACUUCUAUCUAUAUUUGUUAUUGUAAACAACUUGAACUACAGUCUAAUAAUUGUAAUUUACAAUGGGUAAGUUUUUGUAGCGGAAAACUAGCAUUAUUAUUGACUAUCACAUAAGGUUGCAUCGAGAAAUUACCGUUUAACAAUGUAAACAUGUUGCUAUAUUUUGUUCACUUGAGUUUAUAUAAAAAUGUUUCUGCACUUCACUAUUUUUCUCCCUAGUCGCCAUCUCACUAUAAUUAUAUAAAAAUGACUCAAAACCAAUUCUAGCACAUGUGAUUUUAUUAAUGUUGACUGAAUGUAUAAGAUUAUAAAUACUUUUUCACUUUUCACGUCACAUACAAAUAACACAACAACGGAUAAUGUUACCAAAGACGCCCAUAACGAGUUUGUAAAACGCAGUGAUAAACUCUGAAAGGUAUCGGGACCACGAUUUUGAACCGCUACUACGACUCGAAAAGAUCGAUUCUCAUAGAAUACACUGCAACUGCUUGUGGUAUUUUGAUUGUGUGCCACCUAUUUUACGUCUCUGGCUAUAGGUAAUGUACAAGGCCACUAAACAAAAGACAGAACAAAAGACGAAACGUAAAUAAACGUGUAGGAAAAAUGUAUUUUUUAUUGUUAGAGGCAAUGAGAUUAAUUAAACUUAACGAAAUAUCUGUAAUCUUGAUAUGAUGGAGUUAGAUGAAUUUUGUAAUAUUUACAAAUAUUACCGUAUUUCGUCUUAAAACGUGUAACAAAAUAUUACACGGUAAAAACCUACUUAAUUACACCGGGACGUAGAUAAUCGGCAAAGUAAUCGUUACGAUAAUCGCCGAUUACAAUUUCAUCGGUAUCCGCAUCAGUGCACCACUAAUACUAUAGAGUUAGUUAUUGUAUGACAUACUGUGAACCUGGUUAAGAAUACAGAUAUUGAACCAUGCCAGAUGAGUGCAUUUUGCCAUUAACAUUACAUAAAUUUAAGAAAGUUAUUCAUGUUAAAUAGAUAGUGAAAGUUGCAGGCUUUUAAAUCUUUAUUUUGUGCAAUUCUUGCUGAUUUUCAGUUCUAGAAAUUAGCAACUGAGUGAGUUAUAAUCUUGUUUUUUUCCUUGUUUAUAUAUGACUUGUAAAUUCAUUGAUGCAGAAAUUGUGUAGAAAUUAUUUAAGUGAAUAUUUUAUUUACACUAAUGAUUUCAUUAUUAUGAUUAGGACAAAACAUAACUUGGAGUCCAUCCUCAUUUAAAAAAAUUAAAAUAAUUAUUCCUAAUUUUUUAAAAUGUGAUUUCACUUUUGAGGUGGUCAGAGAUUAUUCUUAUUCCUUCAUAAAACUUAAAAAAAUUGGUUUUCUCUUUAUGGAAUUUUGAUACUUUAAAUCUCUUUAUAUUGAUAAGUUGUUGGAAUAACUUAGAAUGCUGUAGACAAUUUGCCACUGACUAAAUAUUUUAGACAAGUUUUCUUUAAAAUAGUUAUGCCUGUAUUGUAAGUGGUUAAACCUGUGCAUCAUUUCAAAUUGUUAAGAUGCUGUAUGUAAGACUGUUUUCCCUUGGUACUUAAAAUUAAAAUAUUCAUUCUUUAUUUUGUUUAUAUUUAAUGUGUUUUAUGUUUGUGAUUUAUGUAAUACAUAAUUUUAUAUUCAUAUAGCUACAACGUGAUUUGAAUUUAGGUCAAUUUGUGUUGAGUUCUAAUAUUUCAAAAACUAUUGUCUGCACCAAGCGUCAUGGCACUCUGCCCAUAGUUGUCAGCUGGCUGAUUACCAGAACUACUCGGCUGGAGUAGCUGGAUUCACCAACAUUUUGGCUGUGUACGGAUAGUUACAGAAACAUUAACUCUUGAUCGUCACAAAUCUUUGCUGCAGUGAUACGUGUAUAAUUCUGUAGUAUUGGCAGAUAUGUAGGGAUGGUGAUUUUUUUUUUUCGCGAAAUAGAUGCGAAAAUAUGCUAAAUUAUAUUUUUUCCGCUAUAAAAUGCGAAAUCUAGACUAUUCCGAGAUAAAUGCGAAAUCAAGGUAAAAAACUUAGAUUCAUCUUCACUCUACACAAUUUAUUUACCGAUUGUAUUUCGUUUAAGUUCAGUAUCAAAAGAAACCAUCAUUUUAUGGCGUUUUCAGCACAAGCAUCUUAUUAUCACGUCAUUCACAACACUAUUGUUCGUAAAUAUUGAAUGAAGAAUGGCCUACUAAUCUCCGUUUUCUAUGAGAAUGGCCAUCUGUGCCUCGCGAAUGUAAACAAAGCAAAGAACAACUAGCUGGAAGAGUGUCUGUCAUCUUGCAGAGUACAAGUUUUGAGGCCACCAUAUUGCGACAUCUCUGCUUCGCCGCGCCCAUUUUCUGUCUUUAUUUCAUGUGAAAGCCGCAUUCUUGUGUAGUCUGUGGAAGAUGGUGUGUUUACAAAUACGUGCAUACUCGUGAAUGUGUUGUAUACUGUUAUUUCUCGUGGUAAAAAUGGGACGAAACGUAAUUUCCAUUCGCGAUGGCAUAAAUGAAUACAAAAAUGAACAGUUCUACGAAAGUGAUACGAAUAUUUUAAUGUGCAAUUUAUGUAAUUGCCGCCUGGAAUGGGGAAAAAAAAAAAGAUGUAUUUGAAAAGCACAUUAAAUCUGAGGGACGUGAGGCUGCAAAAAAAAAAAAAAAAAAGAUUCACUGAGAAAUCGGAUGAAGAAAAAAAGUCGGUAAAACGGCAAGCAACGGUUUCUGGCAUGAUUGAAAACCAAAAGAGGGCGAAAAUUGAAAAAAACGAGUUUCAAUAACAAUAUUUGUGCACUCUACAUCAACUAUGGCCAUGAACAUGGCUAAAAAAUAUUUAUUGUAAUUUUAAGUAUUUAAUUUAUUGCACUCAUAAGUGUUCAAAAGUUGUUAGGAAACCUGCCAAGAUCGGCUAUCUUUGUAGUUGUGUUAGAUCUUUAUUUCUGUGGUUGUUAAUAGUUAAUAUGUGUAUUAUUUAAUGCUUUUUAAAAAUAUACUUUUCUUCAGUAAUAUAAAAUGAGAGAAUUGGCUAAAUCUUGUUUUUAAAAAUGCUACAAAAUGCUAAAUUUCAAAUUCAAAAUGCUAAAUGUUAUUAUUUUAAAUGCUAUAAAUCACCAUCUCUACAGAUAUGAUUGCCUAAGGUUGUAACACAUUGAUGAGUGUUGCAAAAGUGCAUUAAUUUUCAUAUGAGUGUUACAAUGACACAUUAUGACAAUUUUAAUUUUUAGUACAUAUUAAUAUAUAUGUAUAUAUAAAUUAGGAAUGGGCCAAUCAAAACCUUAAAUACCAUGAACUCUAUAGUAUUCGAAAGAUUCAAUAUUCGAGAAAAAAGAUUUGAUGGAAAAUAUGUAUGGUAAUUUAAAAAAUUCACCACUGAUAACCUUCGAAGUUUACUAGGUAAUUUUUUUUCUUCAUACCUAUUCUGUUACCAUUCCCCAAGAUAGUGUACUUUUGAAAUGUAACUAUAUAAAUAAAACUAACAUUAUGUAUUUAUUCUGGAAACUUAAUUGGUGAAACAACCUUUUAAGGGUGGAAUGUUUCAACACCAUAGUUAUUAUUUUUCACCCAUUGUACAUUAUAUUAUUUUUGACCCUUAGUUGAUACCUACAUUUGGAUUUGAGGGGUAUAUUUGAGGUACUCUCUGAGAUUCAAAUUUGAUUCAAUAUAAUUAGUAUUCAACCAAUCACUAAUAAAUAUAAAAUUAACAUAGCAAGUACAAGGAGAUUACUUAGUAUCCUGGUUGAAAGUAGUAUAAUAAAGGAGCCUCUUAACACAGUUAAAAAAAUUACUAAUGUUCUACAAAGCCAUUGCAGCCAUUGCAGUCAUUUUAAGUAGGUUCCAAAAUAGUACUAUGUGUUGUGAUGCAAUACAUGCUUCAGCCAAUCAGUGCUUUGUCGUGUGAGACAUGCGUUGCACUAACGUAGGAUGUUGGGUACAUUGCAUGCAUCGGUUUGGCAGCUAUCCUACUUUUUGUGAAAAGUAGGAUAGGAUUCAUGAAUGGUUGUGGUUGGUUAUAAAUGAAGGUACGUAUUUUAUCAGCUUUCAUAUAUCUGAUUGUAAUAAAAUUAAUAACUUUUUGUGAUGUAAUCUUUUUAAAUGGUGUAGUUUUUUAAUUUUUGUCACAAUGUUAAAAGUUUAUGCAAUAGAAUAGGUUGCAGCAUUGAAUUUCUUGCCAUCUGUGAUACUUAAUGGCACUAUUUCACAUUGUGAUGCAUAAUUGUUAAACACACUUUACCAAGUACCGUAGUUAAGUACCAUAAACCCGACUAUGUGACGAUUGUUACUGAAACUGCUGAAACAAAAAGUGAUUUUAUAAUCGUAAUUGGAAAUUAAUAGCGAUGGGAACAGCUUAGUUGAAAAACCCUUUUUCUGCCUCAUAACUGCAUCCUUUAAGCCACUUUAGACUGCCGUUGAUUUCUGUCUUUGGAAACUCCACUUAGUUGAAAAACCAAAUGAUCUGCGUGUAAACUUCAUCUGGUAGGACACUUUAGUCGCUCUUGUUUAUGGCUUCCUGGAGAAGGGGUGUCAACAGGCGUGACAGACAAGUGACAGAUAACUCUUGGAAUGAUGAGAAGGGGAGAGGGAGUUUGUUUACUGUGGCUGUUAGCCAAGGCUUCCCUCCCCCCUUCCAUUUUCCACCUCCCAGGCGGCCAAUACAUCACAGUAUUCUUUUUUUUUCUGACUGAUGUGCUUUUGAACUUCUAAUUGCCGCUUGCUGUUUCAAAAAAGGCCUGGUAAAUCACUCUGCUGAUGAAAGUGGCACCAGAAAAGCUGUAGUGAUAUGGUAAAAAAUUCCAAAUUUAAAUAAUUUUUUAAUUGUUUGAGUUGUGUAUUCCAUAGGCCUGUGCAAAUAUUAGUUUUUUUUAUGCAUAGCGAAAAUCAAAAGCAUGUUUAAAAUAUUCGCGAUGUCGUAUAGAAUUGCGAGUAUGUUCUUGGCAAAGCUGUAUUACACUUAUUUUAUAAAGUACAGGAUUGAAGUAAAAUAAAGUAAUCAUUUAAUAUUGGUAAUUUUUGAAUGGAUUUAAGUGAUGGACCAAUCAGGCCCUAUGUACAACAUCCAUUCAAUAAAAUUUUUAAAAUAAACAUUCAUAAUAUUAAUAUAGAGCAUUCAUUAAAGCAAACAUUGUGCCACCUUAUUGAUUCUUUUUAAGUAUCAACUUUAUUCAAGCAAAACAUAUACAACACAAAAAAAUUAAGUAUUUUCAUGAGUGAAUCUUAAGUGUUCUAAUGUUUAAAAGCUUUACAACUAAUGCGAAGCCUCACAUCAGACGUGAAGCUUUGCAUCACAACUGAAGUAUCAAAUAAAACAAAUAGCAAAUUUUCUGGCAAUGUCAUAUGGAAUAUUAAAAAGAGCUUUGAUUGAUUUUCUUAGUUAAAGCUUUGCACAGGCCUAGAUUUCAACCCAUAAAAGUAUUUUCUAAGAACUUAUAAUCAAAAAGUUUGGAGUUGCAUUUUAUUUGGAGUUAUAUUUUCGGGUAAUACGUUGCUACGAUUGGCCAGAACAACGUCAACAUGCAAAUAUUAUUGGCUUGUGGGCACUUUUAAAAAAAAGAACAUUACCCCUGAUAAAAAAAGAGAAGAUAUUAUUAUUGUUCUAUAAUAUUAUCUAUAUUUUUUUAUUUCACUGUAUUCAUUUUUGUCAAAGCAAAGAUCAUUCAGGAGAAUAUGUCGUUAUUUGAUUGACAAAAAUACAAAACAAAAAGGUAAAUUUACACCAAAAUUUGAAGUCAAACAUUCUGUUCUAAUAAUAAAUGUUUUGAACUUUUGGGAGCAUACUAUGAUGAAAUAAUUACCUGGAAACAAACGUUUGAAUUGUAAAUAGUAACAGAGUCAAUACAGAUAUGAAUUUAAAUGCCUUAAGAAUCUUCCAAUUCAUUUUAAGUAGCAGUUGUCAACUAAAUAGAGCAGAGGAACCUGUAUUGAGUGUUUUUCGUGAGGGAUUAUACUGAAUGGUGUAACCGAAAACUUUUAACAUGGUCCUCCCGUAAUAUUUCCAAAAAGUUUGCAAGAAUCACAUUAAGCCCUGCAUAAAAUUACUUGAAUAUUUUAAAAUUAAGCAUGUGUGGAAUAAUAUUAUUUUUACCAUGAAAACUUAAACAUUUAAACUAACAAAAUUCAGUAAAACAAUCAAAACAUCCUUAAAAUUUAACAAUAUAUUUUUUUUAGUUGGGUUUUGUGUAUGUUUGGCUGCAAGGUCGUUGGAGAUGUACACACUCAACAUCGCAGUUCAAGGAAGCUGGCAUGGCCUGUUGCAAGGAAUUGCCCCAUCAUUUGUCUUGAGUGACAUCGGGGAGAAAACUAUAGAUAGACAAUUACAUCGGACCAAGAUUCAAAGCAGUUCCUCUAAGAAUGUGAGUGGAGUGCCUUACCACUGCGCCACUUUGCGUAUUAACCGACAAUGAAUAAAAAUUGCCUACGCUCGCUACGUUGUCAAGCUGCUUGUUGUGUUCUUCAGAUUAACACAAACUGUGUCUCAAAACAUAAAAGAAUAAACACUUAUCUGACAUGUACAAUCUAUUAUGCUUGCAGUCAAGCUUGACGACUUAAUUAAAAAUGAAGAUUUAAGGUAUACUUCAGUUUUAAUAAAUAAUAAUAUUGACGGUGAAACAUACAAAGUAAAAUUAUUAAUGUGGGCCUUUUUAAAUUACACAGUAUAGCAACACGUUUAACGUAAGUUUUCGCAAGUUUGUGGAUGGAUCCCACCUUAAUAUCGUCUUGUUCCAGGCGCACUUUGCGUAGGUAAAGUUGCCGCCUGAAUUUCUGCUGAUGUCACUCGUCUCUUUUUUGGCAUGUCAAUGUCACUGCAUAAUGGCAGCUUCUUCGCUGCAGUCCCAGAUGUCGUCCUCACGAUGAUGUGAAACAAGUACACGUUCAUGGUAGCCACACAGUCCUCCCUUGAAGUAGUGGACAUGAUGACUUAACUGCCGCCCCAGGAUCGUUGGAGGUGAAUAGUUCAGUAACUUGUUUCCUGCCGGCACGAGCUUGGUCCUGGCAAACUCCAAGUCUCUUCCUUGCAUUCCGGCUCGCCUAAACUGUUUCUCUCGUCCACUAUGACCGUCCCAGACCUCCCAAUGACUCCCUCUGCACGCUCUGUCUAUCGUGUCCAUCUGCGACCACUCAGCAAUUGUCAGUUCGUGCUCACUUGCACAGCACUCGUGCGCUAUGUCCAUCGGCUACUGCCGCUUGCAGCGCCUGAAGUCACCGAGUUGGCGCACCAUUCAAACGGAAGGAGUCGGUUUCACUAUAACUAAAUUAUAAGCCCUGAAUAAAAAUCAAGCUUUUAAGACAUCCUUGAUUCUUGAUCACAACGAUAAAAUUUACAUUGGUUGAUAUUGUUACAAGUAAACAUUUGUUUUUUUGUUUCCUCGUCACAGUACUGCUAUGUGCUAAACAUUUUUUUCUUACUGCCAUGCAAACCACUGCAUGCUAGAAUUUUAUCUCCAUGUCUGGCUGUCAACUGAGCGUGUGUAAACAAUGUUUUUGCAGCGGCAUUAAGAGCUGCCUUCUCUCUUUCCCCCUUCUUUCUUCCACUAUUCCCCAUCCAAUCUCUGCAUUUUCACUCGCCAUGACGUUUAGCGCUUGCAGUAGAUGUGGAGUCAAAUAAUUUUGUAGUGAUUGGCUUCUUUCUUUUUUACUUUACUGCCAGAGUGCUUUUUGGUUUUGGUUUGACAAUAUAAUAUAAUGUUGAACUAUUUAAAUUUUUUUGGAGGGACCAAGUUUAUAAAUGUUGACUCAUUUAGUGCUGUAUGAGAAUGCAAAAUAUUUUGCUGCUUAUUAGGCCUAUGCAAAUAUCAGUUUUUUAGUUUGUUAUUCCCAAAUACAAAUAUUGAAUUAGAAUAAAGUAAAGAAAUUUUUUCCAUCUUUUGAUUAUAUUUUAAAGACAGUAGUAAAAAAAUUAUUGCACAUGUUAUUUCACGUUAAUAGUUAUAAAAACUUUAAAGAAAGUCUUUUUUAAAAAAUUUCAUGUUUUUUUUUUUUGCAGUGGUUGCAAGCAAAUUAUUGUUUGAUUGCCUUGUUCUCAACUUAUUAAAAAUAUUUUCGGAUCACAGAUUGUCUCAUAAUAGUCUGAACUAUGGCAGUUAUGCUGUUAACUGCGGCCAUGUAGAAAUAAUUGUGGUAUUUACAUCAAACCCAUUAAUAUAUUGAAACUGGGAUGUACACAUUGUUACUGUUAUUGUAGAAUAAAGACACUUUUCUCGUUAAGCAAGGUGAUAUGAACAUCUACACUACACUUUGCAUACAAGCAAAUAUUUAUUAUUUCAAAUUGUAAUUAUUUGAAAUAUAAUUGAGUAAUAAUAAUAUUAAAAAAAUAUUUGAUUUUAUAACCGAAAUUUGGAACUUGAGCACGUACUUGCUGCUUUAUAAUGCAAGGAAACUUAUUUAUUGAGUUUGAGUAAAUGUUUUAUCAUACUCUCGUGGGCCAGCUUUUAUACUAAUUUUUUUUUUUAUGUAUUGAUACAAUUUUUUUACCAAGUUAAAGUGUUUUUGCUCUGCAUGAACUGGCGGUGGUGAAUUGGGCUGGUUCGUAGGGAAACUUAAUUACUGAGGAUUUAGCAGGUGGGAUACACUGGAUUCUGUGCACUCUUUUUACAAGCCUUUAACCUCUGUUUUUUUGUAUUAUAAUAAUUUUUUUUUUAUUAGUUGUAUGAAAGUUUUUGUUUUAAAUGGAAAUGUGUUUCAGUGUGUGCACUACGAAUAUAUAUUUCUGGAUUCCUUGCCCAAAUAAUAUUGUUAAGUUAUUUUUUUUUUUGUGUACUAUUGAGUGAUUGGUAUGCUAUAACUUAAGGUGUCUGAAAUUAUUUGUUAUAUUUCCAUAAGCUUUAAUUAUUAAUUCAUAGUUUUACUAUGGUAAUGAGUUUUGUUGAGAUUGUUCGUGAGUUUGAA